Molecule: messenger RNA, 765 nt
Organism: Ambispora leptoticha
Lineage: Eukaryota; Fungi; Glomeromycota; Glomeromycetes; Archaeosporales; Ambisporaceae
Source: the annotation of a GenBank genome assembly
AUGUCAUUUGGUCGCAAAUGGCCUGAAAUUCAAAUAACCAAUAAUAGAACAGAACAGAACAUGAAUAAUAAUAAUAUUAUUAAAAACAACGAGGCAAAUUUGAGCGAAAAGAAUGACGUUGAAAAUGCUCUGAAAGAGCUUUUACAGCAAUUCUCUUCAAUCACACAACCUGGUGGAAAAAAUGAACACUUAUUAAAAUGUGUUCAACAUUGGUUUUCUCAACACAAAGAAUUCACCGAAACUCAAGUCUUUGAGCACCUAGAACGAGUCGCUUACAGAAAUUACGAUUACGCAUGUUUACUGGGCUUUUUUUAUGAGGAAUCAUUCGGAACUAUAAGCGACCCACAACAAGCAUUCAUAUGGUAUCUACGAGCUGCUGAACACAAUGACUCAUUGGGUCAAAAUCAAGUUGGAGAUAAAUUUCUGAAUGGUUAUGGGACCGAAAUGAGUCAUGAGAAAGCUUUCUAUUGGUAUCAAAAAGCGUUGGAUAAUAAUUGUAGCAGUGCUAAACAUAACCUCGGAAUCUGUUAUCGGUUUGGAAUUCACGUAAAGAAAAAUGAUAGACAUGCACUUUAUUGGUACUCUAAAAGUGCGGAGAUGGGUGACGAAUUAGGAAAGCGUGCUUUAGCAAAUGCAUAUUUGAAUGGUAUAGGGACGAAUGCUGAUACUCAUAAGAGCUUAAAGUUGCUGUUUCUGCAAGCAAAAAAUUUGGGACGCGUGCAUUCUAUCGAUAAAACUCUUCUUAAAAUUUUCCAUCACCAUUAA